This is a messenger RNA of Histoplasma mississippiense, 1578 nucleotides long. RefSeq lists its product as hypothetical. The transcript is spliced from 2 exons. Lineage: Eukaryota; Fungi; Ascomycota; Eurotiomycetes; Onygenales; Ajellomycetaceae. Bases 1 to 1578 code for a protein of 525 amino acids. Gene Ontology annotation, cellular component: endoplasmic reticulum. The record is from RefSeq and is a predicted model, not a curated record. Gene Ontology annotation, molecular function: ubiquitin binding.
AUGCCAACCGAAGAGGUCGAUCUUUCUCAGCUAUCUUCGAGCCAGCAAAAUGCCCUCCAAACGUUUAUUGCCAUUACCGGUGGGGAAGAAUCCGCCGCCAUCCAACUUCUCCAACGAUCCGAAUGGAAUACACAGAUUGCGGUCACCAAAUUUUUCGAUGGUGAUGGCCCGGACCUUGUCGCAGAAGCACAAGCUGCCCUAAAUAACCCUCCAGCACGGCCACCACGAACUCUCCAGAAUCUAAUGAACGGCGAUGACGAUAUCCCCCUCCGCACUCUUUCCCCAGGGCGCACAACUGAACUGGCGCAGCGAAUAACAACAUCAACCUAUCGCCCUCCAUUUUUACUUGCCGUACUCUUCACGCCUUUCAACCUGCUUUACAGAUUGCUUUCCAGCUCAUUCGGGCUCCUUGGGACAAUUUUCCCGUUCCUCCCACGCCUGCUGAAUACAAUUCCGAGUUGGGGUGCGCAAGGAUAUAGACGAGAUACAAGUGGGCGGAGGCCAUUGGGCCCAAAAGACACUGCUCUCCGGUUCAUCCGAGAAUUUGAAGAAGAAUAUGGAAGCCAUUCCAUCCCGUUUCUUGACAAUGGAUAUAAUAUGGCUAUGGAAAAGGCCCACCAAGAGCUAAAGUACCUACUUGUUAUCCUGCUGUCUCCAGAACAUGACCUUACCAGCAGCUGGGUCCGAGAGACCCUUCUGUCGACGGAGGUUGUGGAUUUCAUUAACGACCCGGACAACAACAUCAUGGUUUGGGCUGGCAAUGUUCGGGACUCCGAAACGUACCAGGUUGCAAGCAGCCUUGGAUGUACCAAAUUUCCAUUUUUCGGGCUAAUAGUGCACAACCCAAGCGUGUCUUCAUCUGCGAUGUCCAUAAUAACGAAGGCCCCUGGCCCCACAACGCCAGCUGAAGUUAUUGAGAAACUCCGUUCAGCGAUUACCCAGAGCCAACCUCUACUCGACCGUGUUCGAGCUACGAGAGCCGAACAGCAAGCCUCGCGGACGAUUCGCCAAGAGCAGGACUCCGCAUAUCAACGGUCGCUUGCGCAGGACAGGGAGCGCGCUCGAAAGCGGCAAGAGGCGGAAGCGGCCCGCCAGCGUGCAGAGAAGGAAGCGCAAGAAAAAAAGGCGGCGGCCGAAAAACUCGCGAACGACUUAGAGCAAUGGAAACGGUGGAGGGCGCAGUCGAUCCCAAAUGAGCCUCCUGCGAUCGAUAAGAACGCCGUUCGCUUGAGUAUCCGCCUAGCAUCGGGUGACAGAGUGGUUCGACGAUUCUCAGCCUCCACGGGUAUUGAGGAAUUGUAUGCAUUUGUUGAAUGUUAUGACGUGUUACGCACAGAUGGAGGUGAGGCAAAUGCCUCUGGAUCCGGGAACGUGCAACCCCCCGAAGGCUUUGAACAUAAAUACGGCUUCCGCCUUGUUUCGCCUAUGCCUCGUGUACCAUACGAAAUCGAGGCUGGUGGCUCUGUUGGAGAAACAAUCGGCAGAGGGGGUAAUCUAGUGGUUGAAACUAUCGAGGAUGAGGAUGAAGAUGAGGAUAAUGAUGUAGAGGCAGAUUCCGGAGAGGUCCGGGGCUCCUAA